AUGCCAGUCAGUCAUCCAAAAAGCCUGUCAGCCAAACAGCCAGCCAGUCAAAAACCAGCCCAAGAGCCAGCCAGUCAGCCUGCCAAAACGCAAGCCAGCCUGCCAAAAAGAGAGACACCCAGCCCAAACUCCAGCCAGCCAGCCAAAAAGCCAGCCAGCCAGCCUCAAAGCAAGCCACCCACAAAGCCAGCCAGUCAGCCAAAAAGCCAGCCGGCCUGCCAAAAAGCCAGCUGGCCAGCCCAAACGCCAGCCAACCAAUCAGCCAAAAUGCUAGCUAGCCAGCCCAAUAGCCAGCCAGUCAGCCAAACAGCCAGCCAGCCCAAUAGCCAGCCACAUAGAGAAGAGAAGCACUCUACUCUUAACACAGAAAGGCUGAAAAGGCUAACAGAGGGAAGCGGGAUUGACUUUGCCAAAUCCCUACAGCCAGCUAGCCAGACAGCUCAAAAAGCCAGUCAGCCAAAAACCAGAAAGCCAGCCAGCCAGUCAGCCAAAACGCCAGUCAGUCAGACAUCCACAAAGCCAGCAAGCCAGCCCAAAAUCCAGCCAGCUAGCCCAAAAGCCAGCCACCAGCCAGCCAGUCAGCCAAAAAAUCAGCCAGCCAGCCCGCCAGUUGGCCAAAAAGCCAGCCAGCCACAAGGUCAGCCAACCAGUCAGCCAAAAUGUCAGCCAGCCAGCUUAAAAGCCAACCAGCCUGCCAGCCCAAAAGCCAGCCAUUCUGCCAACAAGCCAAGAAGCCAUCCAGCCAGCCAGCCAAAAAGCCAGCCAGCCAAAAAGCCAGCCAAUCACCCAGCCAAAAAUCCAGAUAGCCAGCCAGUCACCCAAAAAGCCAGCCAGCCAGCCAGCCCAAAAUCCGACCAGCCAGCCAGCCCAAAAUCCGACCAGCCAGCCAGCCAAAGAGCCGGCCAACCACAAAGCCAGCCAGCCAGCCAGUUAGCCAGCCAGCCAGUCAGCCAAAAAGCCAGCCAGCUAGCCAGCCGCAAAGCCAGCCAGCCAGAUAACCAAAAAGCCAGCCAGCGACUCAGCCAGCCAAAAAUCCGGCCAGUCAGCCAAAAAGCCAGCCAGUCAGCCAGCCAAAAAUCCAGCCAGCCAGCCCGAAAUCCAGCCACCAAGCCAAAAAAUUCCAGCCAGGCAGCCAGCCCAAAAAGCCAGCCAGCCAGCCAGUCAGCCAAAAAGCCAGACACUCAUCCAGCCAAAAAGCCAGCCAGUCAGCCAGCCAAAAAUCCAGAUAGCCAGCCAGUCACCCAAAAAGCCAGCCAGCCAAAAUGCCAGAAAGCCAGUCAGUCAAAAAGGCAGCUAGCCAGCCAGCCAGCCAAUAAGCCAGUCAGCCAGCCAGCCCGAAAUCCAGCCACCAAGCCAAAAAAUGCCAGCCAGCCAAAAAGCCGGCCAACCACAAAACCAGCCAGCCAGCCAGCCAGACAAAAAGCCAGACACUCAUCUAGCCAAAAAGACAGCCAGUCAGCCAAAAAUCCAGUCAGCCAAAAAUCCAGCCAGCCAGUCAGCCAAAAAUCCGGCCAGCCAGCCAAUCAGUCAGCCAAAAAGCCUGCCAGCCAGCCAAAAUGCCAGCCAGCCAAAAAGUCAGCUAACCAGGCAUCCAGUCAGCCAGCCAGUCAGUCAGCCAAAAAGACAGCCAGACAGCCAGCCAAAAAGCCACCAGCCAGUCAGCCAAAAAGCCAGCCACGAGCCGCAAAGCCAGCCAGUCAGCCAAAAAGCCAGCCACGAGCCGCAAAGCCAGCCAGUCAGCCAAAAAGCCAGCCAGCGACACAGCCAGUCAGCCAGCCGCAAAGCCAACCAGCAGAUAACCAAAAAUCCAGCCAGCCAAAAAGCCAGACACUCAUCCAGCCAGCCAGCCAAAAAGCCAGCCACGAGCCGCAAAGCCAGCCAGAUAACCAAAAAGCCAGCCAGCGACACAGCCAGUCAGCCAGCUGCAAAGCCAGCCAGCCAAAAAGUCAGACACUCAUCCAGCCAGGCAGCCAGCCAGCCAAAAAGCCAGCCACAAGCCGCAAAGCCAGCCAGCCAGCCAGAUAACCAAAAAGCCAGCCAGCGACACAGCCAGUCAGCCAGCUGCAAAGCCAGCCAGCCAAAAAGUCAGACACUCAGCC
Molecule: messenger RNA, 2099 nt
Organism: Ictalurus punctatus (channel catfish)
Lineage: Eukaryota; Metazoa; Chordata; Actinopteri; Siluriformes; Ictaluridae
Product: neurofilament heavy polypeptide-like
Exons: 4
Coding region: 1-2025 (674 amino acids)
Source: RefSeq, a predicted model, not a curated record